UUAUAUCCCCCGGGAGAAUAAAAUGGAUAUGGGAAUUUUGUUUUUGAGAUUAUCCAUUAGGCUUUUCCUCCUCUUCUCUCUUUUUUCACAACUGAUGUUUAUAACCACAACAACAUCUCAGCCCGACUUCUUUUAUCACAUCUGUUCAGAAAAAGGAAACUACACCAACAACAGCCCUUUCGAGAAAAAUCUUGACAAUGUUCUUGCUUCAAUCUCCUCCAAUUCCAACACCGACACGCGCCACGUCGACUACGGUUUCUAUAACGCAACCUCCGGAGAAGAUCCCGACACAGCCAACGCUAAGGUUCUUUGUCGUAAAGGAGUUCCGUUGGAACAAUGCAGAACUUGCGUGAAUAACUCUGUUCUUAGAAUUAAACAAAACUGUCCGAACCAGAAGGAAGGUGCAGGAUGGUACGGCGAUUGCCAGAUUCUUUACUCAAACAACUCUGUUCACGAUGAGACAGACUUGCCUGCCUUUCGAAUUUUAUUCAACACCGGUAGAGCCCCAGACCAGAACGGUUUCAAUGAGGAACUCAGAGAGUUAUUGGAUGGACUGCGCGUGGAGGCUGCAUCAGGGACUUCGAUUCGGAAGUCUGCAGCCGGAGAUGUGAAGCUUCAAAAUCCGAAUACUUAUACUAUAUAUGGGCUUGUUGAUUGUUUUCCCGACAUGUCGUACUUCAGUUGUGAUGUCUGCCUCAGUCGGCUUCAAAGUAAUCUUCCUACUUGUUGUAGCGGCAGCAUAGGAGCAAGAUUGAUUGCAGCUAGUUGUCAAAUCAAUUAUGAAAUUCACCCUCUCUAUGAAUCACUUCUCCCUCCGCCCCCAUCCCCGCUCCCGCUUCGGCCGUCAGAUUCUGAUCUCCCUGAUUUCCCCACUUCAUCUUCUCCGCCAACACAAGGAAAUAAUAGCAAUACUAUUAUAAUAGUUAUAGUUGUUACAGUGUCCAUCGCUUCUGUCAUCAUUCUCAUUGUUGGGAUUUGCUUGGUUCGGAGAUUCAGAAAAAGAAAGCAGAAAGGACUACUAAGAAAAUUUGGAAAUGUUGAUGUUGAAGAUGCCAGUGAUGAAAUUAGCAUUGUGGAAACAAUUCAAUUUGAUUUUGAUGUCAUUAAAGAUGCAACUAAUGACUUCUCAAAUGAAAACAAGCUAGGACAGGGUGGGUUUGGAGCUGUUUACAAGGGUAAGCUACCUAAUGGACAACAUAUUGCAGUCAAGAGGCUUGCGCAUAAUUCACAACAAGGAGAUGCUGAAUUCAAAAAUGAAGUCCUUUUGGUAGUCAAACUUCAACAUCGAAAUUUGGUUAGGCUAUUGGGAUUCUGCUUGCAAGGAAGCGAAAGACUUCUCAUUUAUGAGUUUGUACCAAAUGGCAGCCUUGACCAUUUCAUAUUUGAUUUUGAGAAGCGUAUACUCUUGGAUUGGGGAAGACGAUACAAAAUCAUAAAUGGCAUUGCACGAGGACUUCUUUAUCUUCAUGAAGAUUCUCGCCUUCGAAUCAUUCAUCGUGAUCUCAAAGCUAGCAAUAUUCUGUUAGAUGAAGAAAUGAAUCCGAAGAUUGCCGAUUUUGGUCUAGCAAGAUUGUUCGAAGUAGAUGAAACUCAAGGCAAUACAAGUAGAAUUGUGGGGACUUAUGGCUAUAUGGCUCCUGAGUAUAUAACGCAUGGACAAUUUUCGAUAAAAUCUGAUGUCUUUAGUUUUGGUGUUUUGGUUCUUGAAAUUGUGAGCGGCCAGAAAAACAAUUGUCUUUCCAACGGAGAAAAUAGAGAAGAUCUCACCAGCUUUACUUGGAAUAAUUGGAGGGCAGGAGCAACAACAAAUGUCAUAGAUUCAACACUUGGUAUUGGUUCAAGAAUUGAAAUGAUAAGAUGCAUUCACAUUGGACUAUUGUGUGUUCAAGAAAAUGUAGCAAACCGACCAACAAUGGCUUCAGUGGUUAUGAUGCUAAGUAGUUCUUCUCUUACUCUCCCUAUACCCUCUAAACCUGCAUUCUUUAUGGAUAGUGUCACCGGUGGAUCCAACACAAAUGAGUUUAAUCAUUCUAAAAGUACAACUCUUCAACAUUCGGAUAACGAAACUUCAGUUACAGAACUUCAUCCUCGUUAAGUUGUCGUCAUGUAUUUUGGCAGUAAACUAUAUGUUAUUUUGAAAGUUCUUCAUGUACUAGCUAGUGCCACUGACAACCUCAAGAAUUUUAAUAAUAUGUUAAGUUCUUCAUUCGACCAAAA
Molecule: messenger RNA, 2217 nt
Organism: Cucumis melo (muskmelon)
Lineage: Eukaryota; Viridiplantae; Streptophyta; Magnoliopsida; Cucurbitales; Cucurbitaceae
Product: cysteine-rich receptor-like protein kinase 44
Exons: 7
Coding region: 23-2095 (690 amino acids)
Biological process (GO): protein phosphorylation
Molecular function (GO): ATP binding; protein kinase activity
Source: RefSeq, a predicted model, not a curated record